AAAGAAACAAACGAAACGUGUAAAUAAAUAUAAGUCGACACGGGCCAGUCCUUCUUACAACAAAUUAGCAGUUGCUCGCCGUCCAAAAUACCAGGAUUUUACCCUCGACCACCGGAGUCUUCGAUAAAGUGCUCCCAGUGCUGUGAUUUUCGAGAGAUAAGGAGAAAAUUAUCUGGUCGGACGAGAUACUCAUUUUUGGAGGAAAAUGAAACUUUUUCUGAUAUCGCUGGCGAUUCUCGCCUCGCUGUUUUCCGUAUCCGGGGAAUCGGGAAAGAAGACCGCACCGUUGUCCCCGCGUUCGGAGCUUGGGCUCGAGCCUCGAGCCCCGGAACCGGGAAAACUGGCGGAAGCGCAGAGGAAAAGGGACUCCGGUAACGCGUACGUUCGUCCAAGCAAGUUUGCGAGGUCGCAGCGCGUGGAGCCGGUGGUGAUUCGAGGUCGGAUAGUCAGCCGAAUUCCCGGGGGUCACGCGGUGCGGCCGUUCGGCCAAUACGGGCCGCCGCGUCUUCGCGAGGCCGGGGGCGGGACCGGGAAUAGAGGAGAGCUGGAAAUUUCGUCGGGGGAUUUUCCCCGGAGUAAAAAUAAUCUCGGGCCGAUGCGUCAGGGCGUGCCGAGUCCCAUAAGAGACGCGGAGUUCGUCGAGCCGAGUCCGAUAGCGGGGCAAAACAGCGUGCCGUUUAAUUCAAACUCUGCGAACUACUUGCCGCCGAGGAAUCAAAAGUUGCCGAGUGACUCGAGCCCGUUCGGCUUCUCGUCGCAGUCCGACCGAGGCCUUAAUCGGCAUCCGGGCCUGCAGUCGCAGAGCCUCCUCCUGCCGGCAACGCCGCAGAUAUCGGACGCAGCGUUCUUCUUGAGCCAGAAUUCCCAGGCGAUAUCGCAGCUGUACGAGGCGCCGGCGAGCAGCGAGAACCAGGAGCCGAUCUCGGGGGAUCGGGGCUUCGAUAAAAACUUUGAGAAUUCGAGGCCCGGGGGGCUCGCGGGGGCUGGCUUCCUCCGGGGCAGCGUGCCGUCGUACGCUUCCGGCGUCCUGGAACGGGAGGCGCUGGAGGACAUAAAGUCGUUGGAAAAGGAUCGCUUGAUAGGCGAAUUGCAGCGCGCGCUCGUCGACAACCGCGGCAGAUGGAGCUCGACCGGGACGACAAGGUACGCCCAGAAUCAUGAAAAUCCUGGCUUUGCGCAGUCUCAAAGUUUCUUCGGGUUCCAAGGUCAGACGAGUCCCUCGGCAGGUCCGCAGCUGGACAGGCCGAGCAAUAGCUUCGAGCGAGGACCGUACGGACCAUCCGGAGGCUUCGUCCCGCUCGGCGUUUCCAGCACUCCCGGCUACAAUUAUGGAGCCCCGUCGACGACGCCGCCGAAGGAAUCGCCCUCGACGACCCUCGCUCCGACGACGCCCGCGCCGACGCAGAGCAUCAACGGGGCGGCCACUUCCCAGGCAGGAAACUCCAUCUCGGCUCCCAGCGGGCCGCCGACUUUGCAGCUCCCUCAAUUCGGGGGGCUCGUACCGAGCCUCGUAAACACCAACUACUUGACGAACUACCCAACUUACCCGGGGAGUUUCGUCCCUUCAGGGAGCUCGAGCAUCAACCAAGUCCAGUCCUUCGCACCGACCCACUUCGGCAUCCCAAUCCCGAGCUUCCCACUCGCCCCGGCUGCUGCGACGACGAGCACCUUGACCUCCGGCCACCCGACGACCUUCAAGCCCGAACCUCUUCCGCCGAACCCUCCCCACCAACCCCUUAACCCGACCUUCCCUCUCGUGCCUGCUCUCAACCCCAUCCAACCGGUCCAAGCUGGUGUCACUCCUCCUGGGCAUCCCACUUAUGGCAUCCAACCUGCGAAUUCACUCCUCCUCAAACCCAUAAAGCCUCUCUUUCCAGUUUACUAUUACCCGAAUCUUUACCAAAUUCAAAAACCUGCUGUUGCCACUCUCCCCUGGAAUUACGCCCCUGCUUACCCCCAGAUCAGGCCAGAGGCUUGGAAAUAAUCGCUCGUCCCUUCGACCCCGCACUUCUUAUCCUCUCACCUUUACCACGUAGCCACUAUUGUUGACUCGUUUUCCUAAUUACUUUAAGGAGGGUGGCUAAUUCGUUCGUCAAAUUGAUAAGAAGUUGAUCAAAUUUGGUGAUAAUGUUCUUCAACAUCAAGUGCGAAGAGACAAUUUUUUUCAAAAUUUUCUUCUCCUUAGUU
This is a messenger RNA of Venturia canescens, 2187 nucleotides long. RefSeq lists its product as uncharacterized. The record is from RefSeq and is a predicted model, not a curated record. The transcript is spliced from 3 exons. Bases 206 to 1984 code for a protein of 592 amino acids. Lineage: Eukaryota; Metazoa; Arthropoda; Insecta; Hymenoptera; Ichneumonidae.